GACCCGAUUCUGUGAAGAAAAAAAGAGUUGCUGAAUUUGUCAUGAAAGGCUACAAUGACUUUACGUCUUCCAGGAGUUCAGGAAAUACAUUUGUUCUAUUUUACCAUGGGACAAUUUCUGCUCUAUACUUUCUAGGGGGUCUCGCUCUAGUAGGGGUCGGUAUUUACGCUGAAGUGACUCAUAGUGGGAAAUUUGACUUGGAAUGGACAAAUGACUUUUGGAAGGUUAUAUCAAACUUUGGAAUAGCAGGAAUAGUUGUUGGCGCGGUAAUUGCCCUAGUGGGAGCUUUUGGGUUUUUUGCCUUUGGUCGAGGCUGCUGUGGCAAAUUUUUUAAAUUUGUCUAUUUUAUUCUGGUCAUAUUAUGUUUUCUGGUGUUGUUAUUUACCGCAAUUGUCACUCUUAUGUUGGCUAAUGGUGACAACGUUUCACCUUUCAAAAGUGCAGCCUGUAGUGCAUGGAAGCAAACUGCCUCAGAUGACCCACAAGAAAUAUGCAAGAUCCAGAAUGAAUAUAGUUGUUGUGGAUUUUCUUCUUCAUGUGACCCAACUACAACUAUAUCUACGUGUCCUUGCGUUACAACCAACCAUUGCUACGAAACCAUCAUCCACAAAUAUCACAAAUGGUACCUUCCUAUUGGAGUUGUGAGCUGCAUUCUAGGCGCUUUGACGCUUAUCGAUUCUUUAGUCGUUUGUUGUGUUUGACUUAUAAGUUGUAUCCUAUUCUUUCUUGUUAGUGUUCAAACAAAAACAUAGUGUAAACUUGCUUGUUUUGUAAGAAAAUUUUCAAGUAUUCGUAUACGAGUAUAGAUGUUGGUUAUAUUCUCAAUGUGAUGACAAAUGUUACAAAAUAUCAUUUUUAGUUCUCAACGACUGAUCGAGUUGGAAAGCUCUUCUUGUCAAUUAUUUGCUCCACGAGUUUUCACUAUUGUCGUCCAAACACAAAGCAAGCCUGUGAAAGACAGUUUUCCAACUGAGUAGCUAACACUUGCAAAGAAAUGUUCUAUUUAUAAUACCUGAAGAUCAUGAGAAAUCUUGUCCAAUCAGUUAUUCGGCAACAACUAAGAGUUUAUUUUCUCCAGCUUUGUCUUAGAAAGUUCUCCAAAGAAAAACUAUUAUCUAUGACAAUCGAAUCUCUGGCAACAUGAAGUUGGUAUAACGUGAAAAAGUUAUACAAGCCACUUAGACGCAAGAUUGCACUCAAUAUCAUUCUUCGAUAAGCAAGAUUAGGUGAAAAGUUUACAGUUGUUAUGCAAAGCUCAACUAAAGUAAUAAAUUUGAAAAUGAUAUU
Molecule: messenger RNA, 1287 nt
Organism: Galdieria sulphuraria
Lineage: Eukaryota; Rhodophyta; Bangiophyceae; Galdieriales; Galdieriaceae
Exons: 3
Coding region: 42-701 (219 amino acids)
Cellular component (GO): membrane
Source: RefSeq, a predicted model, not a curated record